Molecule: messenger RNA, 975 nt
Organism: Symbiodinium necroappetens
Lineage: Eukaryota; Dinophyceae; Suessiales; Symbiodiniaceae
Source: the annotation of a GenBank genome assembly
AUGGCUUUCGUGUCUUUGGUCCAACCGGAGCCCGGGAUUCCGCAGCAGAUCGCAGCCCAGGCUCGAAGUGCCAGGCCGACGAAUGUGCCGGCUGAGCGCGCGAAGUCACACCUCCCAUGCGAAAGUGCCACCGCCCUCGUAGGCAUGGGAGCCCUGGCUGCGGCCAGAAAGAGCAGACGAUGCAAAGUUGCUAGAGGUUCGGUCGCUGCCGCGAGACCCACAGUGGACGACUGGAUGGUCAAGCCGCUGGAGAGCCAGGACUUGAUCGCGCAGAGUCGGCCGGCCCAUUGGGUACUUCGCACCACGGAUGUCAAGGCCAACCUCAGGUUCUUCACGAAGAUCUUCGGCAUGAAGGUACUGAGACAUGAGGAGUUCGAGAAGCCAUGUGCAAUCACGUGCAACGGCGAGUUUGAGACGCCUUGGUCCAAGACAAUGAUUGGCUACGGACCCGAAGACGAAGGUUAUUGCUUAGAGUUGACCUACAACUAUGGAGUUUCGGACUACGAGCCUGGGACCGGUCUGACACACAUCGCUGUUGCAGUGGCAGAUCCUGAGGAGGCACUGAAAACAGCUGCCGACAUGGGAUACGCAGUGGAUGCGGAUAUCAUCACGGGUCCAGACGGCUACAACUUCCGAGUGCUGCCAAAGGAGGAUGAAGAUGAUGACCCGUUUCGGUACAUCGCCAUGAAGGUGGGAGACCUUGACAAGGCUGCAAGGUUCUACUGCGAAACCUGUGGCAUGGACGAGACCGAUGCGGUUCCGGACUGCCCGAUGUUCAGCGAGGGCGCCAAGGUUGUCCGAUAUCCUCAACAGCUGCCCCUGGUGCUUUUCCUGGACAAGGAUUCAGCGCCUCCGCAGAUCACGCAGUGGGAAGGGCGGCACGCAAUCGCAAUCCCUGGGAAAGCCCUCCGGGCCAUCUACAAGAGAAUCAUUGACAGCCACGGUGCCGACGGCAGCGUGCUCCACCACAUCCGU